AGCCCGCGACGGAAGAUGGCGUUCAUUUCCAUCCCUAGCAAUGCUUCUUCUUCCUCUUUAAAGCUCUCAUCCACACUCCUCGGCUCUCUUCACAGGCUCUCCUCUCAAUUCCCUCUCCUCUCUCUCUUACUCUGAUCCGAUGCCCCAGGUCGCCUGCGAUACACGAACCCCACCGCCGCCGGAGGAGAAGGAGGAGGAGGAGGAGCAUGAUCCUCACCUCCCGCGCGUGUCAUUCGAGGUUCCCGUCGGGAGGAGUGGCGGUGGCCUCGGAUACCGCAUCUACGAUCGCGAGGAGUCCACCAAGGGGCUCACCAACCCCAAGUCCGGCCAGGCCAACUCCAAGUCCCGGUCCAGCUCCGAGCGCUUCUCCGUCCCCCGGAAGCCGCCCAUCAUCGGCCUCCCCGCCAAGGUCCAGACCUCCGGCUACGGCGGGCGGUGCACCCGGCGGUCCACCCAAGGCCGGAUCUUCCCCAAGAAGGGCGGCCGCGGGGGAGGGCGGAAGUCGGCGGUGCCGGAGAAGGAGCCGGGGUCCCCGAAGGUGUCCUGCUUCGGUAAGGUCGGGUCGGAGAGGGCGCGGGCGCGGCGCCAGCUGGAGCAGCAGCGCGACCCGGUGGUGGAGCCGGAGGUGACGGGCUGUUGUGCGGGUUUCAUGGCCAUCCUCGGGCUGGGCGGCGGCGGACGCCGCCAGCCGGAGGUGCCGGUCGAGAAGAGCUCAUCGCCGCCGCGGAGGAGCAUCUUGGAGAAGACAGUGAAGAAGGCGUCGAGGGAAGCAACAACGGCGCCGUAUCCUGCGGGUCCGGGGUCGGGUCUGGGAGGAGGGAUGAGGCGGUUCUCGUCGGGGCGGCGAGCGGCGUCGUGGGGAGAGGAAGCGGAGCUGGAGGCGAGGAAACGGGAAGGGGCGGCGACGGUUGAGAAGGACGACUAAGCGGGGCCCGCAACCCUUGGGAGUAGCUUCUUUGUUGCUGACUUUUGUA
This is a messenger RNA of Musa acuminata subsp. malaccensis (wild Malaysian banana), 974 nucleotides long. RefSeq lists its product as uncharacterized. NCBI's taxonomy places the organism in Eukaryota, Viridiplantae, Streptophyta, Magnoliopsida, Zingiberales, Musaceae. The record is from RefSeq and is a predicted model, not a curated record.